GCAAGCUCCCUACUGCGCUCCAGACUCUGAACCACACUCCAGCCCAGCGCCAUGGCCCCUCCCACCUGCCGCCUGCUCACUGCUGUGCUGGUCCUGCUGCUGCUGCUGGCCACAGGCCACCAGACUACAGGGGCUGUCGUGGUUAGUGAGCUGCGCUGUCAAUGCCUGAAGACUCUAUCAAGGAUUGACUUCAAGAACAUCCAGAGUUUGAAGGUGACACCCCCAGGACCCCACUGCACCCAGACAGAAGUCAUAGCCACUCUCAAGGAUGGUCAGGAAGUUUGUCUCAACCCUCAAGCCCCCUUGGUUCAGAGGAUCGUCCAAAAGAUACUGAACAAAGGCAAGGCUAACUGACCUGGGAAGAAGGACUGUGGGCUGCUGUACCUCAACAGGAAGAACCAAAGAGAAAAGAAACAGCAUCUGGGGAAGCCUGGAUCGCACCUGAUGUGCCUCGCUGUCUGAGAGUUUAUCUAUUUAUUUAUCUAUGUAUUUAUUUAUUUAUUUCUAAUGCACAGAGGUCCUUAUGUUUAUUAUGAUAUUUA
Molecule: messenger RNA, 542 nt
Organism: Apodemus sylvaticus (European woodmouse)
Lineage: Eukaryota; Metazoa; Chordata; Mammalia; Rodentia; Muridae
Product: C-X-C motif chemokine 2
Exons: 4
Coding region: 52-354 (100 amino acids)
Biological process (GO): neutrophil chemotaxis; antimicrobial humoral immune response mediated by antimicrobial peptide; cellular response to lipopolysaccharide
Cellular component (GO): extracellular region
Molecular function (GO): chemokine activity; CXCR chemokine receptor binding
Source: RefSeq, a predicted model, not a curated record